This is a messenger RNA of Fusarium vanettenii 77-13-4, 1233 nucleotides long. RefSeq lists its product as uncharacterized. Bases 1 to 1233 code for a protein of 410 amino acids. Gene Ontology annotation, biological process: transmembrane transport. The transcript is spliced from 7 exons. Gene Ontology annotation, cellular component: membrane. The record is from RefSeq and is a predicted model, not a curated record. Gene Ontology annotation, molecular function: transmembrane transporter activity. NCBI's taxonomy places the organism in Eukaryota, Fungi, Ascomycota, Sordariomycetes, Hypocreales, Nectriaceae.
AUGGCUUCUGAUCUGAAGACAGACUCGCCUCCUGAUCUUAGCGAUGAGGCUGGCACCAUCGACACUGAAACUCCUGUCAAUGAAAAGUCACUCCUACGGAAACUGGACGCUAAGUUGCUUCCAGCCGUUGGGGUCCUGUAUUUGUUAUCGUUCUUAGAUCGCAGCAAUGUCGGAAACGCUCGGAUCGAGGGAAUGGUCGAUGACCUCAACAUGACUGGAAAUCAGUACUUGACAGGUCUCACUCUAUACUUUGUGGGAUAUGUGCUUUUCGAGGUUUACCUCAAGGGUUUCCUCAUCGCCAGAUUCUUUCUUGGUGUUACCGAGAGCGGUCUAUUUCCAGGAAUGGGUGGUGUCGUUUGGGAGAAUGGCUGGCGCUGGAUUUUCAUUCUGGAGGGAAUAGCGACCGUUGUGGUGGCCGUGGCAGCAUAUUGGUUCAUCGAGAACUACCCUGAUACUUCAAAAUUUCUCACCAAGGCUGAACGGACCUUCAUCCACGAGCGCUUGGCAGCGGACAGUGAUGCUAUUCGACAGGAAGAGUUCAGCUGGGGAGCAGUCCGUGAGGCGUUGAGCGAUCCCAGUUGCUGGCUCUAUGGUUUAGGUUUCCACACAAUGAGUCUGCCUCUGUAUACUCUAUCCUUGUUCCUGCCCACCAUCAUCAAGGACCUUGGAUACAAAGCAGCCGUUGCACAGCUCUUGACUAUCCCGCCGUAUGCUCUCGCAUUUCUCACGACGUUGGGUGUUGCUAUCAUCUCUGAGAAGCUAGGUCGACGUGCUCUGUUCAUCGCUGGGUCAUCCCUUGUUGCUGCCAUCGGCUACAUCAUCCUCCUCGCCAACACUAAUCCCACAGCUCGACCGGGAGUCUCGUACCUGGGAACCUUCUUUGCUGCCGCCGGUAUAUAUCCUGCAACCGCCCUGGUGCUUUCUUGGCCCGCAAUCAACGUGUCGGGACAGACAAAGAGAGCCAUCGCGAACGCAAUGCAGAUCAGCAUCGGGAAUCUUGGAGCCGUGUUGGGAACACAAUUGUACCGAGCCAACGAUGGCCCUCGAUUCAUCGUUGGACACUCCAUGGCUUUGGGCUAUCUGGUGGCAAACGUUAUUGUUGUGACUUUGCUGGGUUGGCGGCUGAAGAAGCAGAAUGAAAGCCGUGCCGCGGUGGCGGAGGAGAUUAAGCACGUUGGUGAGGUGGAAGACUGGAAGGGUGACUCGGAUGUUAGAUGGAGAUUUGAGUAUUGA